GCUGCAGAAUAACAUCCACAUUUUGCUCCAGAUCUUCCCAGCAUAAAGGAAAUGGCGUCAGUGGAGCUGGCUCAGGAGUCGGUGACCUUCGAGGAGCUGGCUGUGUACUUCACGGAGGGGGAAUGGGCUCUGCUAGACCCUGCUCAGAGAGCCCUCUACAGGGAGGUCAUGCAGGAGAACUAUGCUGCUGUGGCCUCACUGGGGUUUCCAGUUUCCAAACCUGAUGUGAUCUCCCGGCUGGAAAAUGGGGAAGAGCCGUGGGUCCCAGAUCUCCAGGGCUCUGAGGAAAGAGAGCUCCAGAAAGGUGCCCAGACUGGUGAUCAGAUGGUGAGUGAGAACGAGGAGCAGAAUCCACAGCAGGAGGAUGCUGAGAAACUGGAACCACGUGGGACAUUAGAAGGAAUGUCCAGAGAGAAAGUUUCUGGGAGCUGUGGAGAGGCAAAAGCCUGUAAGAGUCAGCAUAGGCCAGAGAAAAGCUUCAGUAGCUUCUCGGACCUUAUUAGACAUGAUAGAAUCAACACGGGAGAGAGACCCUACACAUGCUCUUAUUGUGAGAAAAGUUUCAACCACAGCUCAAACCUCAGCAGACAUCGGAGAGUUCACACAGGAGAACAACCAUACACAUGUUCUGAGUGUGAGAAAAGCUUCAAUCGGCGCUCACACCUUAUCACACAUCAGAGAAUCCACACAGGAGAGAGAUCCUUCAUGUGCCCUGAGUGUGGGAAAAGUUUUAGACAGGACUCAACUUUUAUGAGACACAAGAGAACCCACACAGGCGAUCGGAUGCUGAGUGAGAACAAGAAGACGACUCCCCACCAGGACGAUGCUGAGCAAGUUGAACCACAUGGGACAUUAGCAGGAAGAUCCAAAGGGAAAAUUUCUUGGAGUUGUGCAGAGGCUAACGCCUGUGAGAGUCAGCAAAGGCCAGAGAAAACCUUCAGUAGUGGCUCAGACCUUAUUACACAUGAAAGAAUCAACACGGGAGAGAGACCCUACUCGUGCUCUGAGUGCAGAAAACCCUUCACUCGGCGCUCAGACCUUAUUACACAUCAGAGAAUCCACACAGGAGAGCGACCUUACACAUGCUCUGAGUGUGGGAAAAGCUUCAAUCGAAGCUCAAACCUGAUCACACAUGAGAGAAUCCACACAGGAGAGCGACCCUACACGUGUUUUGAGUGCGGGAAAAGCUUCAGUGAGAGCUCACAUCUUAUCAGGCAUCAGAGAAUCCACACAGGUGAGCGACCCUACAAGUGUUCUGACUGCGGGAAAAGCUUCAAUGUGACUUCACAUCUCAUCAGACAUCAGCAAAUCCACACAGGAGGGGGAUCCUUGACAUGCCCUGACUGCGGGAAAAGUUACAAAGACAGCUCAUACUUCAUCAGACAUCGGAGAGUCCACACAGGAGAGACAUCUUACAAGUGCUCCGCGUGUGGGAAAAGCUUCAUCAAGCGUUCACACCUUAUCACACAUCAGAGAAUCCACACAGGAGAGGGCUCCUACAGAUGCCCUGAGUGUGGGAAAAGCUUCAAAGUCAGUGCAUACCUCAUCAGACAUCAGAGAGUCCACACUGGAGAGAGACCCUACAGAUGCCUUGAGUGCAGGAAAAGCUUUCGUUGGAGCUCAAGUUUUAUCCGACAUAAGAGAAUCCAUGCAGGUGAUGGGAUGGUGAGUGAGAACAAGAAGACGACUCACAAGAAGGAAGAUGCUGAGCAAGUAGAGCCACAUGGGAAGUUAGCAGGAAGAUCCAAAGGGAAAGUUUCUUUGAGUCGUGCAGAGGCAGAAACCUGUGAGAGUCAGCGUGGGCCCGAGAAAAGCUUCCGUAGCUGCUCAGACCUUAUUAGCCAUAAAAAAAUCAACACGGGAGAGAGACCCUACACAUGCUCUGAGUGCGGGAAAAGCUUCAGUCAGCGCUCAAGCCUUAUCAUACAUGAGAGAAUCCACACAGGAGAGCGACCCUACUCGUGUUCUGAGUGUGGGAAAAGCUUCAAUGUGAGCUCACAUCUUAUCAGACAUCGGAGAGUCCACACUGGAGAGAGACCCUACACGUGCUCUGAGUGUGGGAAAAGCUUUCGUUGGAGCUCAGCCUUUAUCAUACAUAAGAGAAUCCACACUGGAGAGCGACCCUACACAUGCUCUGAUUGUGGGAAAAGCCUCAAUGGAAGAUUACAGCUCAUUACACAUCAAAGAAUCCACACAGGAGAGCGACCCUACGUGUGUUCUGAGUGUGGGAAAAGCUUCAAUGUGAGCUCAACCCUCAUCACGCAUCAGAGAGUCCAUACAGGAGAGAGAUCCUUCACAUGCCCUGAGUGCGGGAAAAGCUUCAAACACAGAUCAAACCUGAUAGCACAUCAGAGAAUCCACACUGGAGAGAGACCCUACACAUGCUUUGAGUGCCAUAAAAGUUUUAGUCAGAGCUCACACCUGAUAUCGCAUCAGAGAAUCCACACAGGAGAACGACCCUACUCAUGCGCUGAGUGUGGGAAAAGAUUUAGUGAGAGGAAAACCCUCAUCACACAUCAGAGAAUCCACACAGUAAAGAGACCCUUCACAUGCCCUGAAUGCAGGAAAAGUUUUAGACGGAGGUCAGCUUUUAUCAGACAUAAGAGAAUCCAUACAGGCAAGUAAUGCCAUAAAUCUCUUGACUAGAGCUGGCCAAAGUUUUUUGUAAAAUAAUUCCCAAGUAAUUUGCAGCAUUUUCUUUAAUGUGGUCUCUCAGCUCCAUGUGAGUUGCCUGCCUCUGUCUUUUGCCCCUUCCCCCUCUUUGGGGUGAAUCCCAUCAUCCUUUAUUAACUCCUUUGUCUGAUAUCACCUGGGACUGUGUCCCCUGCCUGCCAGAAAUAUCCAUCAAUGCCAGGUGGGGGAGAUGGGGUUGACCAUGACUAGCUACACUGAGGUAAAAGCUACCUGUGCCAUGUCUCCACUGGGAUUGUACAUGGAGGUAGUUGCUCAGUGUAAUGAUCUUGUAACAACACAACUACAUUUGUAGUGCAGACAUAACCUGGGUAGAGUGGCUGGGGUUAGCUUUCCCCUGGACCUGUGCUCACCCGCAUCAUUUUUCCUAAUCUAGAGAAACCCCAAGGAUCUAGUUGAUACCAUUUCCCCAUUACAAAGUGAUUGUUAGUCACCAUGUUUCCCCUUGGGGAGAGAUUGUCUCAAUCCCAGUUGUUCUCACCUUGCUCAGGGUUGUGGUGGUCAGAAGUAUUUUUUCUACCAUUUUCCUCAAUUAAAAUAGAUUGAAAUAGAAAAAGAGUAGGGGUAGCAAAUGUGUCAUUUCACCCUCUGUGACACCCGAAGGAGACGGGGUGAGUCAAAGGGAUUCCCUCCUUCCCCAUCACUGUCACAAUCCCCUCUCACCCCAGCAGCAUUAGUCUCUGUGUAAAUCACAAUAGCGUUUAUCCUCCCCACGUUCUACCCCUGCACCUCCCAAAGUGUCACAUGAUGCCGUGUUCUGCAUGCUCCCUGUGCUUAGGUAUCACACUUUGAUCGUAAAUCAGACUCACUGGGGCUAGAUGUGAAAGUUUCAAUCCUGGAGGGAGAAUUAGAAUGGAUCCCAAAGACACAGUAAUCAUUCUGUGCUUUCAUCUCUGCUUCCAUCUCUUGGCAAAGCUGCUUCUGGCCUUUUUCCUGCUGAGCGGGGAUUGUUGCAGAGGGGAAGGUUGGCUGCUUUCCCCUCUUGUGAUGAAGCUAAAUCUUUACUUGUGCUACACUGAUGACAUCUUCAUCCUAUGGACCCACAGGAAGGAGGCCCUUGAAGAAUUCCACCUGGACUGUAACAAUUUCCACCCCUCCAUAAACCUCAGCCUGGAACAGUCCACACAAGAGAUCCACUUCCUGGGCACUACAGUGCAAAUAAAUGAUGGUCACAUAAACACCACCCUAUACCGGAAACCUACUGACCGCUAUUCCUACCUACAUGCCUUCAGCUUCCAUCCAGGACACAUCACACAAUCCAUUGUCUACAGCCAAGCCCUAAGAUACAACCGUAUUUGCUCCAAUCCCUCAGACAGAGACAAACACCUACAAGGUCUUUAUCAAGCAUUCUUAAAACUACAGUACCCACCCGGGGAAGUGAGGAAACAGAUUGACAGAGUGAGACGGCUACCCAGAAGUCACCUACUACAGGACAGGCCCAACAAGGAAAAUAACAGAACACCACUGCCCAUCAUGUACAGCCCCCAGUUAAAACCUCUCCAGCACAUCAUCAACGAUCUAAAACCUAUCCUAGAAAACAAUCCCCCACUCUCACAGACCUUGGGAGGCAGGCCAGUUCUCACUUACAGACAGCUCCCAAAACUGAAGCAAAUACUCACCAGCAACCAUAAGCGCCGACUUCUACUGGCGCCGGUGGGUGCUCCACCCCACUCUGCUCCCAUCCCCACCCCCUCCCGCCCCCAUUACAACCCCUUCCGCAAAGUCCCCGCCCCAACUCCAUCCUCUCCCUGCCCCUAUUCUGACUCCUUCCCCAAAUCCCCGCCCCAGCCCCUCCUCUUCUUCACCCCCUCCCCUGAGUGCACCACGUUCCCACUCUUCCCCACUCCUCCCGGAGCUUGCUACAGCUAUUUGGUGGUGGCAAGCACUGGGAGGUAGGCAGCAGAGCGGGGAUGCAGUGUGCUCAGGGGAGGAAGCGGAGGAGAUGAGGUGGGGCGGGGUGGUGAGUUUGGCUACUGGUGAGUGCAGAGCACCCAUUAAUUUUUCCCCGUGGGAGCUCCACCCUGGAGCACCCACGGAGUCAGUACCUAUGCCAGCAACUACACACCACACCACAGAAACAUUAACCCAGGAACCAAACCCUGUAACAAACCCCAUUGCCUACUCUGUCCCCAUAUCUACUCUAGCGACACCAUCAUAGGACCCAACCACAUCAGCCAGACCAUCAGGGGAUCAUUCACAUCUACAUCCUGCACAUCUACUAAUGUGAUAUAUGCCAUCGUGGCAGCAAUGCCCCUCUGCCAUGUGCAUUGGCCAAACCGGACAGUUUCUACAUAAAAGAAUAAAUGGAAACAAAUCAGACAUCAGGAAUGGUAACAUACAACAGCCAGUAGGAGAACAUUUCAAUUUCCCUGGACAUUCAAUAACAGAUUUAAAAGUAGCCAUCCCGCAACAAAAACACUUCAAAAACAGACUUCAAAGAGAAACUGCAGAACUACAAUGCAUUUGCAAACUUAACACCAUUAAUUUGGGCUUGAAUAGGGACUGGGAGUGGCUGGCUCACUACAAAAGCAAUUUUCCCUCCCUUGGUAUUGACACCUCCUCAUCAAUUAUUGGGAGUGGGCCGCAUCCACCCUGAUUGAAUUGGCCUUGUUAUCACUGGUUCUCCACUUGUAAGAUAACUCCCUUCUCUUCAUGUGCCAGUAUAUUUAUGCUUGUAUCUGUAAUUUUCAUGCAUCUGAAGAAGUGGGUUUUUACCCAUGAAAGCUUAUGCCCAAAUAAAUCCGUUCAUCUUUAAGGUGCCACUGGAAUCCUCAUUGUUUUUGUGGAUACAGACUAACAUGGCUACCCCUCUGAUACUAAAUCUUUUGUACAUAACAUGACUCAAUAAUAAUGAGGUGGCACAGAGUGAAGAAAGUUUGAAUGGACCAGAGGAGAACGCAAUGGGAGAAUCUGUUUUGAUUUUAAGUUAUCAGAUAUAACCUGCUCUGAAAUUUCAUUUUAUAUAAAACUGAAAAUGUCUUCUA
Messenger RNA from Caretta caretta (loggerhead turtle), 5675 nucleotides. NCBI's taxonomy places the organism in Eukaryota, Metazoa, Chordata, Testudines, Cheloniidae. The record is from RefSeq and is a predicted model, not a curated record.